This is a messenger RNA of Pocillopora verrucosa, 1893 nucleotides long. Its product is annotated as probable ATP-dependent RNA helicase DDX52. Gene Ontology annotation, molecular function: ATP binding; RNA helicase activity; nucleic acid binding. The record is from RefSeq and is a predicted model, not a curated record. Lineage: Eukaryota; Metazoa; Cnidaria; Anthozoa; Scleractinia; Pocilloporidae. Gene Ontology annotation, biological process: maturation of SSU-rRNA.
UUCCAAUAUGGUGGAUACGUACGACCUUUUCAGAAGAUUGAGCGCGGGAGCGAAAUUUAACAAAAGAAAACAUCAAAAUGUAUCAGAAAGGGUUAAGGCUCUUGGUGAAGGUUCACUUGACACUGAAAAUGCAGCACAGGCUCUUGACUUUUUUGGAACUUUGCAAGGAACAGAAGAUGCACACCAUCAAUUAAGUGAAGACCAUGAACUUGAGAGGAGUGAUGAUGACAUCAAAUCAAAAUGUAGGAAGCUGGAAGAAACUUCAGAAAUAAAAGAGAAGAAAAAGAAAAGAAGAAGAGAGCCAACUCCAGAUGAAAAUCAUAGAGGAAGUCAACCAUUGUCAGAUUCAAAGGUUAAAAUUUUUGCUUCCCAAACAAAUGAAAAUGUCAGUGGUGAUGUUGAUGAAAAGAAAUCCAGUGAAAGAUUGGCUGAACGUCAUCAAGAAAAGGUAAAUAUUUUGAGGCGGGCAAAUCGCAUUCAUGUGAAGGGCUCUGAUAUUCCAGAUCUGGCAGAAAAUUUCUCAGAACUACAAGAAAGGUAUAAACUGGCCUCUUACAUGAUUGAGAAUGUAACCAAAAGAGGUUAUCACAAACCAACUCCCAUCCAGAUGCAGGCUGUACCUCUUAUGAUCCAUAAAAGAGAGGUAUUAUGCUGUGCUCCUACUGGGUCAGGAAAAACAGCAGCUUUUAUUUUACCAAUUCUUUAUCAUUUGAAGUCUUCUCGCAGAAAAGGAUUCAGAGCUGUAGUGGUGUCUCCAACCAGAGAAUUAGCACAACAGAUUUACCAUGAGUUUUGCCACCUGUCCAAUGGCCGUAAGUUUAGAAUCCAUCUCUUAACGAAAGCUAAAGCUUCCUCAAACAGCUUUGGAUCAAAGUCUUCUCAGAGGUUUGAUAUUCUUGUGACUACACCAAACAGAUUGGUACAUCUGUUGUCUCAGGAUCCACCAGGAAUUGAGCUUCAUAAUGUGGAGUGGUUAAUUCUUGAUGAGGCUGAUAAACUUUUUGAAGAAGGCAAGGAUGGAUUUAGGGAACAAAUAGCCACCAUUUAUCAAGCUUGUGACAAACCAGAAGUGAAAAGAGCAUUGUUCAGUGCAACUAUGUCCAAUGGUAUUGAUGAAUGGGCACAGAUUCACCUGGACAAUGUUGUUCAAGUUACAAUUGGCAUCAGAAACUCUGCAACCCAGACUGUAGAGCAAGAGUUACUGUUUGUUGGACAGGAGGCUGGCAAACUUCUUGCUGUAAGAGAUAUUGUCCAAAAGGGCUUCCAACCUCCAAUGUUAAUAUUUGUCCAGUCAAAAGAUAGAGCUAAGGAACUGUUUCAUGAACUUAUUUAUGAUGGAAUCAAUGUGGAUGUGAUCCACUCUGACAGAACACAAGCACAGAGAGACAAUGUGGUGAAAUGCUUCAGAACUGGAAAGAUCUGGGUUCUUAUAGCAACUGAACUCAUGGGCCGCGGAAUUGACUUCAAAGGAGUGAAUCUUGUGAUAAAUUAUGAUUUUCCCACAUCAUCAGUGGCUUAUAUUCAUAGAAUAGGUAGAACAGGUCGUGCUGGUAGACCAGGAAAGGCUAUCACAUUUUUUACAGAAGAUGAUGCCACAAAUUUACGCAGUAUUGCAAAUGUAAUGAAGAGUUCAGGAUGUGAAAUCCCUGACUGGAUGCUGAAGUUGAAAAAGCCAGCCAGGAAAUCUCGAAAGAAAUUGUCCAAGGCCCCUCCAUCACGAACAACAAUUAAAACAGUUUCAAAAUAUGACAUGCAUAUGGCUAAACGAAAGAGGGAGUUGAUUGAGGCAUCCAGGAAAAAAAAGAAGAAAACAAUUUUGAAGCAAUCUUAGUUAGCUUCAUUUUUUAAUUUCUUUUUUUAUUUUAAAUAAAGAGUAAAAUUGUGUCGGAUCUC